AUGAGCGAUUCCUUUUGCCACAGGGGCAUGACGUCGCCGUGGCGCGAGGUUGACAGGAGAAAGACGCCGGGACCUCCCUUGGACUCGAACCACGAUGAGCAACAACGCCCUCACUCCAAAACACACCCCUUGACCACCCCGCAGCUACUUCCGAUGUUCUCCGCUUGGCCCUUGAUCGACCCCAUAACACUCGUCGAGCUCCGCAUGCGCCAAUACUCGGGCGCCAUCCGCGCCAAGCCUCGCUGGUGGGAGAAGAUCAACGAUCCAGCUAUCGCCGCCAAGUACCGCGAGGAGAUCGUCGCGGACGACCUCGCAAAGGUCGAGCACUUCUGGGGCGGGGAGCGUCGCAGACAGCAGUACCUUUGGCCAUGCGACUCGCUGUCCGAAGAACAGCUCGCCUACAUCUUCGACGAGCUGAAGUAUGAGGCUGCAGUGCGCGAUCCGAACACGGGAAUGUUUGCAAGUGGCGCUUCUUGCGUGCCGAAGGUGUACGAGUCCCAGUCCCACAUCGACCCAAUCCUCAAGGAGCAGCUCGUGCAUGCCGUCUCUGUACUGGAAGACGUCCCUGACGACGAGAAAGACUGGCACCCGAACACCGAUCGGCAGGUUCUCGACCUUGUCCAUCCCUCCCUCUACUGUCUCUGCAUCGGCCGCUCGUUGUUCCGCCCACCCUCCCAGGACGGCAAGGACGAUUCUCUUGGGAUCCUUUCUCAACAGGACUACGUCACCAAACGGUGGGACAUAGGGAGCUUCGAGAGCGAAGCGUCGCCCGCCUACCAGUGGCUCCCCACCGACUUCAAGGUCACCGAGACCGGGGCCGUCUCCGCACUCGGCUACAUCAACAACUUGCACCCUAUCCGGCACCGGCCCCUCUAUAAUGCACUCGAGCGCAUCCUGGCGCGCUUUGUACCCCUCUUCGACCGCGUGCUCGAGGACACGGUAUCGUCUGACCGGCCACUGCCAUUCUCUGCAUUGAAUCUCGAAAACUUCGUACAUCUCUGGUACCGUGACGUCCCGGAACCGCCGCAACCAGAUCCUUCCGAGAUCAAGGACGUGGACGCGUUGUACGAAGCCGAGAGCGAAUGGGAGAGGCUGCACAUGUGGCCGACUGUGCCCGAGCCGCCGCCAUUCGCCCCGCCCCCGCACGACGACCGCGUCUCCUUCACCCUCCGGGGCCGCACGGUGCAAGUCAUCGUCAAGCUCGCGAACAUCCAUCUCACCCCCGAGCGACCGACGUACCCGGGCGGCUCGUGGCACGUCGAGGGGAUGCUCAACGAGCGGAUCGUCGCCACCGGGCUCUACUACCACUCCGUCGAGAACAUCACCGAGAGCCGGCUCGCGUUCCGGCAGCACAUCGGCGGGGACGGCGACCGCGGCAUGAUCCCGCACCAGCAGUGGGACAACAGGGGGUUCCUCGCCGUGUUCGGGUUCGGGCGCGACUCGGCGCUGAACCAGCGGAUCGGCAGCGUCGUCGCGGCGGAGGACAAGUGCGUCGUGUUCCCCAACGUCUACCAGCACCGGGUCGAGGCCUUCGAGCUCGCGGACAGGACGCGGCCCGGGCACCGGAAGAUCGUCGCGCUGUUCCUCGUGGACCCCAUCGACGCGAUCCACUCGACGAGCGACGUGCCGCCGCAGCAGGCGGAGUGGGCGCUGGAUGCGCUGGAGGAUGCGUCGCUGACGCAGAGGCUGCCUCGAGAGCUGAUAGACACGCUUGGAGAGCACGUGAAGGGCUCCAGCGGACUGAUGUCGAGGGAGGAGGCGGAGGAGCAUCGGUUGAAGCUCAUGCACGAGAGGUCGGUCUUAGCUGAGGGACACAACCAGGAGACUUUCGAGGCGCUUUUCAAUAUGUGCGAGCACUAG
Epithele typhae is the source of this 1860-nucleotide messenger RNA. RefSeq lists its product as uncharacterized. NCBI's taxonomy places the organism in Eukaryota, Fungi, Basidiomycota, Agaricomycetes, Polyporales, Epitheliaceae. The transcript is spliced from 4 exons. The record is from RefSeq and is a predicted model, not a curated record. The coding region runs from base 1 to 1860 and encodes 619 amino acids.